Linum tenue is the source of this 1011-nucleotide messenger RNA. NCBI's taxonomy places the organism in Eukaryota, Viridiplantae, Streptophyta, Magnoliopsida, Malpighiales, Linaceae. The record is from the annotation of a GenBank genome assembly.
CUAAUAUGUAAGGAAAAUAUUUCUGAGGGCGAAAACGUAGUUUUCUCCUCGUGGCAGCUAGUCUGGCCUUCUGUUCCGAACUUCCGAUUUCCACUCGUUUGAGGCGUUCGUUUCCCUUCGCCGAUAGCAUACAGAUUACAGAGACACUCUUGAAAUAGAGAAAAUAGUUAGCUCGCUCGUUCGCUUGCGCUAAUGGCGAAGACUCUAAUGUUGCGCCCUCACGUUCUAUCUUCAGCGACCACCCACCUGCUGCUUCGCCGAGCUCUACUUUCUUCCCGGCCGUCGCCAUCGCCUUCUCACAUAUGUCCCCGAAGCACUCAGUUCCGUUCCUAUUCUGUAUCGUUUACUCACCACAGAACCUCAGAGCUUCAUCUUUGCAGCUCCCCCAGUGAAUUAUUCAUCUCCGGGGCUGGCGCUGCCUCCGCGGCUAAUCGCAGGUUCACUGCCGGAGCUACUCCGGUAAAUGAUAGUGGUUCCAUUGGCUCGCCGCUCAUGCAGUCUAUGGAGUUAAAGAUAAAGCAACAGCUGGAGGCAGAGUCAGUGACUGUCAAAGAUGCAUAUGGCGAUGGUCGACAUGUGAGUAUCGACGUCAUUUCAUCUGCAUUCGAGGGUCAGUCUGCGGUGAACAGGCAAAGGAUGGUGUACAAAGCCAUAUGGGAGGAGCUUCAAAGCACAGUGCACGCAGUUGAUCAGAUGACCACCAAGACUCCCUCUGAAGCUGCCAAGAACUGAAAAUUUUGUUUUGUUUUCAUUGUCCUGCAAGCUGCAAUUUGGGAAGUCCCAAGUCUAGGGAACUUUCCUCUUCUAUGCAUAAUAACAGGGUGGAAAUGAACCAUCAAUGAAUACAUAGUGUGUAUUACGGUUUACCAAUUGCCAUCACAUUUGCGGCCUCUUUCUUAAAGAGCUGCAGUUAUCAAUUUUUUAGUAAGCGUCUAUGCACUUCAUUUGAUGAUCAAAUCAUUGAUCGUGAGCUAUGUAUUAACUAUUGGAGUAUUGUAUUUGUAUAGGGAA